Molecule: messenger RNA, 1113 nt
Organism: Mitosporidium daphniae
Lineage: Eukaryota; Fungi; Microsporidia
Exons: 6
Coding region: 1-1113 (370 amino acids)
Biological process (GO): regulation of transcription by RNA polymerase II; chromatin remodeling
Cellular component (GO): nucleus; SAGA-type complex
Molecular function (GO): zinc ion binding; transcription coactivator activity; chromatin binding
Source: RefSeq, a predicted model, not a curated record
AUGACCGUAACAUAUCCCAAUCGAAUCUAUGCGUCCUCCAUCGAUGCUAAUGAAGUUGGUGCAAAAUGUAUGUGUGACGUUUGCCAUCUCGACAUUUCCAAUACAAUUUAUAUCAAUUGUGCCGAAUGUUCCAAUGUUGAUCUCUGCAUUUCUUGUUUUUCUUCCGGCUCAACUCCAGCUCCCUCUUUUACGGAAAAGCUUCCACAAAAUCAAAACGCCUCCCCGCCCCCUCAGCACAAAGCAACCCAUGCUUACUAUGAGCCGCUGGAUUUUCCUAUUUUCGAUCCAAAAUGGAGGGCUGAUGAAGAAAUAUAUCUGCUUGAAGCAUUGGAAAAGGUUGGGAUUGGAAACUGGAUUGACAUUUCGUUUUACCUUGGCUCGAAGACACCGGAAGAAUGUGAAUCCCACUAUAGGGAUGUCUAUUUGAGCAACAAAAACACACUGGUCCCUCAUCAGAGCCAGAUGGUGCCUGGAAGAUUCAAGCUUCCUUUGUGCAAGGCACCAAUUCAAGAGCCACCUGCUAAUUCUAUUUCGUCCUCUCCCUCUGAUCACGAGCUGGUUGGAUACAUGCCAAAGCGAGAAGAAUUUGAGACCGAGUUUGAAAAUGAUGCCGAACAUCUUGUAAAGGACAUCUGUUUUUUGGAUACGGACAAUGAAUUUGAAAGAGGUGAGAGGUUUCUUUGGUUUUUUAUCUCAGAAUUGAAGUUCGCAAUUCUCUUCACAUAUUGUGAUGCGCUUGAAAAAAGAGAGGAAAGGAAGAGAACCAUUUUUGAACACAACCUUGUAGAGUAUAAGAAACUAACCACCAUUGAUAAGGAUCGGGCAAAGGAGGAGAAGGACAUCCAUCAAACAUUGAUCCCAUUUGCUCGAUUUAUGAGCAAAGAAGAUUUUGCCCUGCUGACAGCCGACUUUAUCGACGAGUUUUACUUGAAGAAAUAUAUCCAUCAUUUACAAACGCUAAGGAAAAAAGGUUUCCGUACCAUUGAGCAUGCGCUCAAUUAUAAUUCAAAGGCCACCGCCAUCAAUGACCAAAUAAAAUCAGCCGCCAAUAUAUCGAUCAAGAUUACGCCCAAGGUAGCCCUUUGGAUGCAUUACUACCCUCUUAGGAGCUAG